Colletes gigas is the source of this 1984-nucleotide messenger RNA. RefSeq names its product A-kinase anchor protein 10, mitochondrial (gene pkaap). NCBI's taxonomy places the organism in Eukaryota, Metazoa, Arthropoda, Insecta, Hymenoptera, Colletidae. The record is from RefSeq and is a predicted model, not a curated record. The coding region runs from base 223 to 1944 and encodes 573 amino acids. Gene Ontology annotation, cellular component: plasma membrane. The transcript has 10 exons. Gene Ontology annotation, biological process: intracellular protein localization. Gene Ontology annotation, molecular function: protein kinase A binding.
CAUUAAUGACGAUUCGGUGAAAUGUCAUGUGCCGUGUGUGCGCGCGAUCGAGGAAAUUCAUCGUGUCGUUUUCCUAAUUCAGUGCUCGUUACCGUGUCCGCGAGGAACACGCGCAUAAUUUUCGCCUUCCACAGGAAGAAACUGGCGUCAACCUUUGAAACAUUAUUACCACGUACGAACGCCACAUCGCGUCGUUUAUCAUGUUUCGUUCUGACGUGAACAAUGUUUCCAUUUUUUAAAAAGACUGGGCAAAGAGACAGGCCCGGAUCUUUGCAAACAUCUCCUUCAAAGCCGACAAGUUCUGGGACAUCGUUCGGAGAUGUAUUCAAUGGCGGUUCGUCCGUCCAAACAUCAACAGGUACAGUGUGCAGCCUUGAGAAAGAAGAGGAAAAUGAGACAUUCGACGGUGAAACGACAGAAACGUGUUCGUUCAGCUCUCAGCUCUCUAAAACGCUUCCACAAAUACUCGCGGACAAAGGUGCUCUCGGUUACUUUAUUCAGUUUAUGGAGACACGGAACAGUAUAGCGCUUAUUAAAUUUUGGCUCGAGGUGGAAUGUUUGUGCAGUUCGAUCGAUAUACAAGAAGUUAAUGGAAAGAAUGUUGAAUCUUCGAAUUGCACAGAAAAUUCUAAUAGACUGUCCGAUUCGAUGGACAAUGAACAUUUUCAUCCCGAGGUGAUGCAGGAUGCUAAGAACGAUCGUGAAACUAAAGAUACGUUGUCCAACGAAUAUGUAAAUAGUAACAAUACAAAAUCAAAUUGCAACGACAUGCCAAAGACUAGUCAAACGAUAAGCAGAAUACGACAAUCAAAUCACAAUUGCAAGAGACGCGACGUGACAACCACUAAGCAGGAUGCUUUAAGAAUCUACAAGAAAUAUAUAGCUAAAGAUGCUUUGGGUACAAAUCAAAUCCCUGAAGGUUUAAAGGCAGAAAUGGAGGAAGCUUUCGCUUGUGAAAACAUUCAGUCUAUGUUGCAGUGCCUGUCAUCCGUUCAAACGAUAGUAUACGUACUAUUAGAAAAUGAAUACAUUAACGACUUUUUAAGAAGUGAAUUUAACUGCAAACAUCAAAUUGAUGUUCUUACCAGUGGCAAUGUACAGUUAACAGAUAUAUUGUACAACGAAACUGCGUUCUUUUAUUUCAUGGAGUUUUUGGAACUCGAAAAUAAGCGAGAAUUACUGGACUUCUGGAUGUCUGCCAUCAAUUACAAACAAAACUUGUUGGAAAAGAAGGAUGCUACGGAUCCCGAGGAAGCGCAAACCGAUGCUCUGAUUAUUUAUGACAAGUAUUUUAGUUUGCAAGCAACAAUGCCGCUUGGCUUUAGCAAUAAAAUUCGUUUCCAAGUGGAACAAAAUAUUUGUCAUGAAGAUGGAGAGGGACCACGAUCGGACUGUUUCGAUAAGCCAUGUAAAAUUGUAUACAAUUUCUUGAAUAAGCAUUAUCUACCUACCUUCUUAUCGUCACAGUUAUAUUACAAAUACUUAUCUGAGUUGAUCAAUACUAUACAAAGCAGUCCAUGUUCAGGUUUACAUCCAAGGAUAAAAAGAGCAGGUUCCGACUGUAGCAGCGAGGUGAGUUCCGUUAGUAUUAAUAUGCAAAGUACCCUGCAGGCAGGGAGCGAAGGACAUAGAUCGGUCAAUAAUAAAACUAAUAUCAGCGGUGGUAUGGACAUUGAUACUAGACAACUUUACGAUCCGGAUUCCUUAUGGAGACGUAAUAAAUAUAGUUUGAGCGUUGGUUAUAUCGACAAUUUAGGCAGAUUCGUUACUGAGAUAGAACCAGAUCCUCAGAGAAAAUCUGAGUCUCGAUUAACGCGUGUCGUGAAAAGGCUUAUAAAUAUGGAGCAAGAUAAGGCUAAAGAAGAACUGGCGUGGAAGAUCGCCGAGAUGAUCAUCCGCGAAAUCACCACUUUGACUUUAGGAGCUUCGAAUUUUUCAUCCUGAUGGCAGACUCCGCGUACGAUGACAUCGAUUUUCUUUCUAU